This is a messenger RNA of Penicillium pulvis, 738 nucleotides long. Its product is annotated as polysaccharide lyase family 20 protein. Bases 1 to 738 code for a protein of 245 amino acids. Lineage: Eukaryota; Fungi; Ascomycota; Eurotiomycetes; Eurotiales; Aspergillaceae. The record is from RefSeq and is a predicted model, not a curated record. The transcript has a single exon.
AUGGGCCUCCUGGCUCUGAGCCUUUGCGCCCAGGCGACCCAAACCUUCAGCAACACAGGAACAACCUCCGGCUGGGACUCCACCAAUAAAGAACACGAGGGCACCGUCCAACAAGUCACCAACGUUGUCUACAAAGGCACGACAGCCUUGAAGAUGACCCAGAUCUACGAUUCGAGCUAUACGGGACGAUACCACUCGGAGGUAGUGAAAAACAACGUGUACAAGCGCGGCGACACCGGCUUCUACGGAUUUACCUUCCGCCUCCAAGACGACUGGCAAUUCUCCCCCGCUCAGUCAUACAAUAUCGCUCAAUUCAUCGCCGACUUCUCUGACACGGGUUGCGACGACUACAUGCCCUCCAGCAUGAUCUGGCUCGUCGGAAACCAGCUGUACUCCCGUGUCAAGCAGGGAACGAUUUGUGCACAGAAGAUCCAGACCUUCUCCAACAUCGUUACCGUCUCCCCGGGUGCCUGGCACAGAGUCGAGAUCCAAGCGAGCUGGAAGACCGACGGGACUGGAUUCUAUAAGAUCUGGUUCGACGGGACGAAAGUCUUGGAGGAGUAUAAUAUCAAUACGACGAUUGAGGAUGAUCGGGAGUUCCAGUUCCGGGUUGGCUUGUAUGCUAAUGGAUGGCAUGAUGAUGAUCAGAUGAAGGGGACUCAGGGGACGCGGCAGGUAUGGUAUGACCAGAUCGCUACCGGGACAACUUUUGCGGAUGCCGAUCCCAGUCAGUGGUGA